Messenger RNA from Xiphias gladius (swordfish), 1672 nucleotides. It is a transcript of the gene lhx6a, whose product is annotated as LIM homeobox 6a. The record is from RefSeq and is a predicted model, not a curated record. Gene Ontology annotation, biological process: regulation of transcription by RNA polymerase II; forebrain neuron development; neuron differentiation. Lineage: Eukaryota; Metazoa; Chordata; Actinopteri; Istiophoriformes; Xiphiidae. The transcript is spliced from 9 exons. The coding region runs from base 234 to 1364 and encodes 376 amino acids. Gene Ontology annotation, cellular component: nucleus. Gene Ontology annotation, molecular function: DNA-binding transcription factor activity, RNA polymerase II-specific; RNA polymerase II transcription regulatory region sequence-specific DNA binding.
GUGGCAGUCAGACCAUCGCGCACAGCUGUGUUUCAAAUAGGGAAAACAUUUUGCGUUAAAAAACAAAAAAAAAAGAAACCAAAAAAACAAAACAAAAACAAAAGUGUGCGUUAGUUAGACCAGAAUCCAUGCAUGGUACGGAUGGUACAAGUUCUGACGCCCGUCGCCGACUCUUCCCCUGAUUCCACGCGCCGGGUUUGGAGACACUGUACGCUGUGAGACUCCAGGGGUUCAUGUACUGGAAAAAUGAAGUUUUGUCCCCUCUCUCAGAGGGAAGUAAGAUUCUGUCCGACGGAAUUCCCACGAAGCAGGUGAUCUCUACGGAGCAUCGGAGUACACCGGGAGCCUCGCGCUGCAGUGUGGACUCUACACACGCGCCAAUGUCUCACUCGGACGGAGAAUCCCAGCGGUCCAACAUGGAGCGGGAGGACACUCGCUCGUCCCCGAGCACGCCUUCCUCCACCCCUUCCGUGUGCUCGCCGACCUCCACCACCAGCUCGGUGCCGUCCACCGGGAAGAACGUGUGCGCCAGCUGCGGUCUGGAGAUCCUGGACAGAUACUUGCUGAAGGUGAACAACCUGAUCUGGCACGUGCGCUGUCUGGAGUGCUCCGUCUGCAGGACGUCGCUGCGCCAGCACAGCAGCUGCUACAUCAAAAACAAAGAGAUCUUCUGCAAAAUGGAUUAUUUCAGUAGGUUUGGUACUAAGUGUGCCCGCUGUGGGCGACAGAUAUACGCCAGUGACUGGGUGCGCCGCGCAAGGGGAAACGCAUACCACUUGGCAUGUUUUGCAUGCUACUCGUGUAAGAGGCAGCUGUCCACGGGAGAGGAGUUUGGCUUGGUGGAGGAGAAGGUCCUGUGUAGGAUUCACUACGACACCAUGGUGGAGAACCUCAAACGAGCGGCUGAGAGUGGCAACGGUAUCACGUUAGAAGGAGCAGUUCCGACAGAACAAGACAGUCAACCCAAACCGGCAAAAAGGGCACGGACAUCCUUCACUGCAGAACAGCUACAGAUCAUGCAGGCUCAGUUUGCCCAGGACAACAACCCAGAUGCCCAGACGCUACAGAAACUGGCCGACAUGACAGGCCUCAGCAGGAGAGUUAUACAGGUGUGGUUUCAAAACUGCAGAGCAAGACACAAAAAGCACACGCCCCAGCACAGUGGGGCUCCGCAAGGUCAUCCCCAGUCCAGGAUACCCUCGUCCCUGCCUGAUGAGCUGCAUUACUCCCCCUUUGGCAGUCCUGAGCGGGCGCGCAUGGUGGCCCUUCAUGGGUACAUUGACAGUCAUCCCUUCUCUGUGCUGACCUCUCAGAGUCUCCCUCACCAGGCCAUGUCAUUGCCCCAGCUCCCCCUCAGCCGCUAGCACUCCACUAUGACCCCUAACCUCCGGACCAUAACCCUUGAUCUCCUUUCAGUGACGUCUGCCAACCUGACCCGGAGGUCAAGCAGGAGUCAGCUCGGAGAAAAGACAAAUCUUACAGGAGCCCUGCCUGCUCGGAAACAGAAAAAGCAAUGGAUGAAAGCUGAAAAACGUCAUUUUGUUUUUGUUUUUUUUUCUCUGAGGACAGGAAUAUCCCACCUGCAGCCGGUCUUGUGAAAUGAUCAUGAAGCAUUUAUCAUUAGCAGGAAAUCACAGACUUUAUUUUACAUCACCAAAAGGACCCAUUUUGC